AUGAAGUUGGGAAAAAAAGAAAAGUUAACAAUUGUGUUUUCAGUGGCCUUUCUCCUGCUUGCCAUGUGCAUUAUCGUGCGAUAUGUCAUUCUUAGCAAUAAAAGCACGCCAAAGGGGGCAGCAAGCUCCCAAAAAGGCGCUUCAGCUGCGAAAGGCAGUAAGAGCAAGCCUGCCGCACAGACAGAAGCUGCGGCGGAGCCUACAAGCAGCGCACCUACAGAAACGCCGAAUUCAGAAAAGGCGGAAGGCACAGAAGAAGCUGGCGCUAGUGCCGAGGCCGGCGAAUCGGAGCCUUUGAGCGGCUUGCUAUUUGGCCUAGGCUUGGGUGCAGCCUCUAAGGAAGAGAAGAAGGAAAAGUCUCCUGCGGCCUCUAGCAAAAAAAAGAAGAAAACCCCAAAGAAGGACUUAAAGACCAAAGUGCAAACGGAAAUUCGCAUGCCCUACUACAAAGGCACAGACUGCGCGCACACAGCUGUUCCAAACCACGGGAAAAAAAACAAAGAGCCUCUCCCAGACCUUUCGGCAAUGACACUUAUUUCUUCGUACGCAAAUCUAGGAGUUCAUUUGGACACCAAAGUAUUUUUGAAGUCCAAAUUCCCAGCCGUAUACUCCAGCGACGCUCUGCAGAAAAAGGUGAACCUGCUCGAAAGCAAGGCCAGCAAAAACAGGCUGCAGUAUGGAAAAGCGCACGAGCUGGCAGACUUGGCGCUGAACUCGAUAAAGUGCUUGGAAGGCAUUGUCAACAUAGCAGGAAAGUCUAUCGUCGAGGAGAUAGACGCGGUGAACAAGAUGUGGAAAGUUCUUGUCUGCACAGCGCUAAAGGCCCAGCAGGCAGACGCAGAGAAGAAGGGCGGCAAAAAAGAGCCUCUUUCCAAGGCUCUGGACUCUGCCAAGCUGGCAGAAAGCAUCCAGUGCAUCCGGAAGGAGCUUCAGAGUGUCUACUCAAAAGCUGCAAACAAGGAAAAGGAGGACAAGAUGCUAGAGGCGAUGCUCGCACUGGAGAGCAUAUUCCGGUACAACGGGGAGAAAGCCGCAAAACUAUCAAACAUAGGCGGCCGGCUUGACCAUUUGCUUUGGGUAAACAAAGAAAUUCCAGAGGCAAUCAAGAAAAACAUUGUUUCCUACAUUGGCACGCACUGGAGCAGAGACGCGAGCAACGAGGAGAUGUUUUUCAGCGACUCUAAAGUUGUAGACUCCAUGUUCAUGAUAAAGGACGAGACUACGAAAAAGUACUUCUUGAACCUGAAGAGCCUUCUGUCGGUUUCUUUGCACACUGCUGUCUUUGACGGGGUUAUGUACAAGCUCAUCGACGUCCAGAAAAACGCAAGCGCCAAGCUCUCUAAAGACUCGGUAGAGGCCUCCAUAAAAAAAAUAAGCACGGGUCUCAUCUUCAAUGACUGUGUGUUUUCGCCCGAAAUGCAGGAUCCGUCAAAAGAGGAAAACGUAGUGUGCACAAGCUUGUUUGUGAACAACGAGAAGUUUGUGGAGAUUGUUGCUGCGCUUCUUGCAAAGAUAGAAGUCUUCCUGCGAAAGCUUAAAGAAGAAGAAAAGACCAUCCAGAAAAGCGACAAGGCCACACACAUAGAACAGUUCCUGUCUGUGGCGCUGGCUGGCACGAAGGCUAUGGCCGCCGCCGCCAACUACUACAGCAUCGUCUUGUCGAAGCAAAGAAGCAGGGAAGGCGCCAUCCGGUCGUUCAUAUACAGCGCAAUUCUUAGCCAAGAGCACAAAAAGAACAUAGAAACUUCGCCCGUGCUUGAGACUAUGGCAAAGAACGCCUUCAAAAAGGUGCUUAACAGCACAGAAGACGCCAAAAAGCCCGCGAAAAACACGAGCGGCUCAGCGCCUACCCUGGAAAGGCUUGCUGCAGGCCUGCAGAAAAAGGAAAACCUCGAGUUCUUUAGGACUCUGUCUGUUGGCCUAAAGGGAGACGACGCCGCGAUUGCAAAGAGCUAUCUGUCCUACACAAAGAAGCAUAUGGACGAGGCCAGGCAGCUGGUAAAAGAGCAGGAUGCAGAUAAAUAG
This is a messenger RNA of Nematocida major, 2025 nucleotides long. RefSeq lists its product as uncharacterized. The transcript has a single exon. The record is from RefSeq and is a predicted model, not a curated record. The coding region runs from base 1 to 2025 and encodes 674 amino acids. NCBI's taxonomy places the organism in Eukaryota, Fungi, Microsporidia.